This is a messenger RNA of Nicotiana tabacum (common tobacco), 735 nucleotides long. Lineage: Eukaryota; Viridiplantae; Streptophyta; Magnoliopsida; Solanales; Solanaceae. The record is from RefSeq and is a predicted model, not a curated record.
AUGGAGGUUCCCCCUGUGCAUCCCGGACCUGCAUCUCGAGAGCUACUGUUGAUACAGGGACAUAUCUGGGAUGGGCAGCGUCUGUCCCAGACCUUUAGCCCCAAUCGUAUAGAAGAUAUGUGGGAGUUUAUUAGGGACCACCCACUGCAUCCCUGUAUAGUUAGACGCCUUCAGGGGACGAGUUUUUACAGGAUCAUUGAGAUCAGCCGGUUGAAGUUCAAAUGGGCGCUGAUCAUAGCUAUGAUAGAGCAGUGGAGACCGGAGACGCACACGUUUCAUCUACCCAUUGGCGAGGCUACCAUCAUGCUAGAGGACAUGGAGGUUCUUUUCGGGCUGCCCAUUGAUAGUAUACAUGUAUCUUACCCGCAUACUCUUAGAGAUUGUACGGGAGAGGAUUACCUUCAUAUGUUGCAGCGGCUCAUAGGUUUCCAGACAACGAAGCCAACUGUAUUGAGUGGGGCCAGUCGAUUGCAGUUGACGCCCGUUCGACAGCAUCUAGUGGCGAUGGAUGCGAAGAUUACUGAUGAUUCACCGCCAGAGGAUAUCGACCAGCACCCGAUAUUGUUGCUGCUGAUGAUGUUUGGUGGUAUACUGUUCCUGAACACUUCGGAAAACCUAGCGUACAUAGGCACCCAAAGAGUCCUUCACCAGUUUGGUUGCCCACAGCUUGUACCUAUUCCUCUCACUUGGCACAUGACACAUCACCAGCGGGAUGAUCGCUGCAGAGUCGACUAG